CGCCAUCAGUUAUGGGUCGCUUGGCGCCACUACCUGGGUGUAGGAGGUGUCAGUGACGCGGCCGUGACGUGAGCCCGACCUCGUCCUCGCGAGGGGAGACACGCGCCGGGACUCUCGCAGCCAGUUCGACUCUCGCACACCGGUGGAAGGGAAGCAGCAGCAGCAGGCCACCCGCGGGAGUUUAUUACACGAGGAGAAAUAUUUAGCACGCCAUUCUCGGCGAAUACGUUAGUGUCGGUGCCGGUGCUUCGGGACACAAGCGAGAUGGAGCGAGCGGUUCUAUUAUGUGUGGUACUUUUGCUUCCCUGUUUCUCGGCGGAGCGUCAGCAGGGCAAUGAGGAGAUAGAGUCAAUGCUGAGUCAGCUCAGGCACGCCUCGGCAUCUGAGGCCCAGUCCAUGAGGUUCUGCAAGAUCUCUACACCGGAUCUCUUAGCCACUGCCCAGAGCACGGCCAACAGGGUUCUGCAAGGUGUUUGCAACCCACGAGAACUGAACGAGCGGUUCGCGGCGCUGCAGAAGCAAGUAGUAGACCAGUUCAACGUCCUGCAGUCGAUGGUCCUCAGCGUCGAGGACCAACUCAGGACCCAAGACAAGCAGAUGAAGAAACACCACAGCAAGCUAAGGCAAGCCAUCGGCACCAUGAGGGGCGGCGUGGAGGGCGCAGACGAUGCGGGAAGGGGAAUCGACUUCUUCGAUGACCUGGACGACCAGCCCGACGAAGACGCAGACGAUUACAGCCUCAGGGAGGGGGGCGAGGUGGUGAGCCCCCGCGACACCGAGAUCGACCGCUACAACUCGACGAUGCACCAGGAGGAAGGCUGGAGGGUCUUCACUUACUACUGGCGAGUCCGCGACAUCAGUUACAAGAUGAGGAACUGGGGCGGGCGCCGCUCGCUGCGAUCCGAGAGCUUCUACAUUUUCCAGAACGGCUACAGGAUGUACAUGAGGAUUUACCCCAAUCAGCGCGGAGAGAAUGUCUAUAUCCACGUUGGGCUCACGGAGGGUGACUACGACGCCAACCUCGAGUGGCCGUUCAAGCUCAAGCACAGGAUCCACAUCCUGGACCACGACUCGCCCUUCGAGGACAUCGUCAGCCGAGUCUGGGACCCAACCCAGCUGUGCUCCGGCUGGCACUGGCGCCGCCCCGAGUCCGGGGACAACUACGAGUGCGUGGGCCUGGGCUUCGAGCAGCUGCUCCUCCGCUCCAGGAGCUACAUCCACGACGACAGCAUCGUCAUCAGGCUCACGGUGUUCCUCGUCCAGUAGAGGCGCCGUCCUCCUCCUCUCCCUUCCUCCUCUUCCACAGCAUCUUACCCCUGUACAGUAUUCCAUGUUAAUUGUCCUUCUCCCCACAAUAUUUUCUUGAGUUAGCAGGCUUGGGCUUUGUAGCUCACAUAUAUAAGCUUUUUUAUUGUGUAUUAUAUCAUUCUGUGAUCGUUGAUGCCACUGAAGUAACUACAAGCUGCUCUAGAAGGGUUUCCUGUUACACUAGCUGCUUUGUAUAAAUGUAAUAUAAUCCUGGGUAUUACUCCAUUUCAAUUUUAUCAUCGACCAUUCUUCCUUUUUUUCCCUCUUUAUUAUCUUAUUAGUCUCCUCUGUUUCUCUGUAAUCAUGUCUCUCUCCUUCCUCUCAAAAAAGUCCCAGCAAGAUACUUAGUGCAUCUGGUUUAUGCCUUAACACCCAAGUUAAUAUUAUGAUAUAUCUUU
Messenger RNA from Penaeus chinensis, 1706 nucleotides. Its product is annotated as TNF receptor-associated factor 3-like. Lineage: Eukaryota; Metazoa; Arthropoda; Malacostraca; Decapoda; Penaeidae. The record is from RefSeq and is a predicted model, not a curated record. The coding region runs from base 265 to 1266 and encodes 333 amino acids. Gene Ontology annotation, molecular function: protein binding. The transcript has 6 exons.